AUGGGGUGUGGAGAGAAAUGGGUCCGGAGUUCUGAAUCGGAAGAGCAAGGAGAGGAGGAGGAAUCACUGUCGCUCUGCGACUUGCCAGUUAAUUUACUCGCAGAAGAUGAAGAAGAAGAAGCAGAAGAGAAGCCAUUGUUGUCGCCUGAUAAUUCGACGAAUUCGGAAGAUUUCGAUUUCGGGCAAUUACUGGGUAGCUCAAUGGGAUCGAAAUCCUCAAGCUCCGAGAUGUGUGCCGCCGAUGAUAUCUUCUUCCAGGGGCAGAUUCUCCCGUUCCGUCACUCAAUCAGCUCGGAGAGCGGCAGCGGCGUUCACCCGUUCAAGCCUGCCGUCCAACGGCAGGGCAGUUUGAGUGUCAGCAGGUCAAUUUCGCGGUCGGAAUCCAUGGACCGGAGCUCCUCCAGUGGUGGGUUCACCAGAUUCAGCAGCAGGAGUAGCAGCAUCAACAGCCAUUACUCAUCGUCGUCUUCCGCCAGCACCAAUUCCAACUCCAGCUCUGCCCGUCCAAGGAUUGUAAACCGAUUCCACGCGUUCCCGAGUCCGAAACCCCAAAUCCUCAAAACCCCCAACGCUCCGCCGCUGGGAAGCGCCGCGGGGGCCGCGAAUCGGUCGAAGAAAUCGUCAAUUUGGGAAACUCUGAGACUGGGUUUGGUCCGCGCCCCGGAGAUGGAAUUCCAGGAUCUCAAAUCGAGAAGCUCCGUCAGCCGCAACAGCAGCACCGGCAGCAACAAGGCGGAGAAACAGGGGACCGCCGGCAAAAACCCGCCCCCGGCGCCGGCAAAGACGAAGAGAUCGUAUUCUACCGGGAGGCUGCUCGGCGGGUGCGAUUGUACCGUCGGAGCGGUUCAGCCGGUGGCAUUGAACCACGAAAUCAUCGUGGCCGUAAAGGGGAGUAAAAAGAAGCAUCGGGAUGACCGCCGGCGUGAUAAACAGGGCUCCGAGGAAAAGGAAAAGCGGCCGCUAAGGGGAAAGCAAGAGGCGUCACGUCAUCGGACGGUUGAGUGGAUAAAGAAGCUUUCAUCACAUGGUGGCUUUUCUGUCGUGGGAGAUCAUGAGGAAGAUGAGUGA
This is a messenger RNA of Linum tenue, 1068 nucleotides long. Lineage: Eukaryota; Viridiplantae; Streptophyta; Magnoliopsida; Malpighiales; Linaceae. The record is from the annotation of a GenBank genome assembly.